Molecule: messenger RNA, 5148 nt
Organism: Elephantulus edwardii (Cape elephant shrew)
Lineage: Eukaryota; Metazoa; Chordata; Mammalia; Macroscelidea; Macroscelididae
Gene: PRDM2
Product: PR domain containing 2, with ZNF domain
Exons: 7
Coding region: 202-5148 (1648 amino acids)
Biological process (GO): regulation of transcription by RNA polymerase II
Cellular component (GO): nucleus
Molecular function (GO): RNA polymerase II transcription regulatory region sequence-specific DNA binding; DNA-binding transcription factor activity, RNA polymerase II-specific; histone methyltransferase activity
Source: RefSeq, a predicted model, not a curated record
CCUGUGGCAGCCACUGAGACUUUGGCCGAAGUCCCUGAACAUGUGCUUCGAGGACUUCCGGAGGAAGUGAGGCUUUUCCCAUCUGCUGUGGACAAGAACCGGAUAGGUGUCUGGGCCACCAAACCAAUUUUAAAAGGCAAAAAGUUUGGGCCAUUUGUUGGUGAUAAGAAGAAAAGAUCUCAGGUUAAGAAUAAUGUCUACAUGUGGGAGGUCUAUUACCCCAAUUUGGGAUGGAUGUGCAUUGAUGCCACCGAUCCAGAGAAGGGGAACUGGCUACGAUAUGUGAACUGGGCUUGCUCAGGAGAAGAGCAAAACUUAUUUCCACUGGAAAUCAACAGGGCCAUUUACUACAAAACUUUAAAGCCAAUCGCGCCGGGCGAGGAGCUCCUGGUCUGGUACAAUGGGGAAGACAACCCCGAGAUAGCAGCUGCGAUUGAGGAAGAGAGAGCCAGCGCCCGGAGCAAGCGGAACUCCCCGAAAAGCAAGAAAGGGAAGAAAAAGUCCCAGGAAAAUAAAAGCAAAGGAAACAAAACUGAAGACAUAAAGCUGAAGACAAGUGAGCCAGAUCCUCCCCCUGCAAAUAUGAGAGAUUCUGCAGAAGGUCCUAAGGAAGAGGAAGAGAAGCCUUCUGCUUCAGCAGUUGAGCAGACUGACGUUCUUCAGGAGGAGGAGGUAGUGGAGGUGGCUAGUCAGGACGCGCCUCCGGAAGCAGUGGUCCCUUCCCCUGUCCGGGAGCCACAGCCAGAACCAGAGGAGAAGCUCGAAGCAGCGCAUGGUGAGGUCAAUGAUUUGGAGGAAGAGGAGGAGGAGGAAGAGGAUGAAGAUGAAGAGUUGGAAGAAGAAGGGGAGGAAGAAACUGACACGCCAAAUGAAAGUUUGGGGAAAGAACCAGAAAUACGAUGUGAUGAGAAGCUUGAAGAUUUAUUAGAGGAACCAAAAAAUAUUUCUAAGGAAAGUCUUGAAGACUCUCCAGAUGCAGCGUCUAUUAUAAAAAUCCCUGAAAUGAAGGGAGAGCCCAAUGGUGACGUAUUUGAAACGUUUCUGUUUCCGUGUCAGCAUUGCGAGCGAAAGUUUACAACAAAACAGGGACUUGAACGGCACAUGCAUAUCCACAUAUCUACCAUCAACCAUGCCUUCAAGUGCAAGUACUGUGGGAAAGCCUUUGGUACACAGAUCAAUAGGAGGAGACAUGAGCGCCGCCAUGAAGCAGGGUUAAAGCGAAAACCCAGCCUGACACUACAGCCAUCAGAAGACCUUGCUGAUGGCAAAGUAUCUGGAGACAGUGUUACUCCUAAAGAGGAGUCAGACCCUCCCAAUCUUGGGCAAGACUGUCUAACCUUGAACUCAGAGAAAGCAUCCCAAGAAAUAGUAAAUUCUUCUGUUGUAGAAGAGAAUGGGGAAGUUAAAGAACUUCAUCCAUGCAAAUACUGUAAAAAGGUUUUUGGAACUCAUACUAAUAUGAGACGGCAUCAGCGUAGAGUGCACGAGCGCCAUCUGAUCCCCAAAGGUGUGCGGCGAAAAGGAGGCCUGGAGGAGUCCCAGGCACCAACCACGGAGCAGGCCCAGGCCCCCCAGAACGUCUACGUCCCUAGCACAGAGCCGGAGGAGGAAGGGGAAGCAGAUGAUGUGUACAUCAUGGAUAUUUCCAGCAAUAUUUCUGAAAACCUCAAUUACUAUAUUGAUGGCAAAAUUCAGACUAACAACAGCACUAGUAAUUGUGAUGUGAUUGAGAUGGAAUCCAGUUCGGCUGACCUGUAUAGCAUAAAUUGUCUCCUUACACCGGUUACAGUGGAAAUUACGCAGAAUAUAAAGACCACACAGGUUUCGCUAACAGAGGAUCUUCCUAAGGAGCCUUCCAGCAGCACAAACAGUGAGUCCAAGAAGCGGAGAACUACCAGUCCACCUCUGUUGCCUAAAAUUAAAGCAGAGGUGGAUUCAGACGCAGCGGCCCCCUCCUGCUCCCUCAGCCUGCCGCUUACCAUCGCAACCACAGAAGCAGUAUCUUUUCAUAAAGAAAAAACGGUUUACUUGUCAUCAAAGCUCAAGCAACUUCUGCAGACACAGGAAAAACUAACUCCUCCUGCAGGAAUUUCAGCAACUGAGAUGCCUAAAUUGGGUCCCCCUCCUGUGUCCGCCCCUGCCUCACUGUUACCUGUGGCCCCAAGUAGGUUUAAGCGGCGGACCAGCUCUCCUCCCAGUUCCCCACAACACAGUCCUGCACUUCGAGACUUUGGGAAGCAAAGCGACAGUAAAGCAGUGUGGCCGGAGGCUGUCCUGGGUUCCAAGAAACCCAAAUUAGAGAGUCACAGCAACUCACCAGCCUGGAGUCUGUCUGGCAGGGAUGAGAGAGAGACUGUGAGCCCUCCCAGCUUCGAUGAGUUCAAAAUAGCUAAAGAGUGGGCAGUCAGUUCAACGUUUAGUAGUGUUUGCAACCAGCAGCCUCUGGAUUUGUCUAGUGGCGUGAAGCAGAAGGCUGAAGGUGCAGGCAAGACUCCAGUCCAGUGGGAAUCUGUGCUAGACCUCAGUGUGCAUAAAAAGGCCCCCAUUGACUCUGAAGGCAAAGAAUUGAAAGAGAACCAUUCAGCGCAGCCAGCCUGCAGUGCUGUAAAGAAAAAGAAGCCUACCACCUGCAUGCUGCAGAAAGUCCUUCUCAAUGAGUACAAUGGCAUCGAUUUACCUGAAGACAGUGCUGCGGAGGUGGCCAGGAGCCCGAGUCCUUGUAAAUCACUCGAGCCCCAACCAGAUCAGGAGCUUGGCCCUGGCUCUAGUGUAUCCGCUCCUACUGUUGAGUCCCCCUCUGGUGUUUCCCCUUCAUCUCCCCCCAUGCAGCCAUCUUCCCUCUCCUCUGGCCAGCUGCCUCCUCUCUUGAUCCCAUCAAAUCCCUCCUCUCCUCCGCCCUGCCCUCCUGUCUUAACUGUUGCCACCCCACCCCCUCCACUCCUUCCUACGAUUCCCUUACCUCUCCCAGCCCCUCCUUCAGAUACAUCCCCUCCUCCGUGCCCCUCUCCCCUCUCGAAUGCCGCUGCACCGUCAUCUCCCCUUCCGAUUCUCUCCCCUACAGUGACCCCCUCUCCGUCUCCCAUCCCUUCUGUGGAACCGCUUGUGUCAGGUGCAUCACCUGGGCCUCCAAUACUUUCUUCUUCAUCUUCCUCCUCUUCCUCCUCCUCAUCUUCUUUCUCAUCGUCUUCCUCCUCCUCUUCCCCUUCUCCACCUCCCCUCUCAGUAGUAUCAUCCGUUGUCUCCUCUGGUGAUAAUCUAGAAGCCUCCCUUCCUAUGAUCUCUUUUAAACAAGAAGAGUUGGAGAAUGAUGAUCUGAAACCCAGGGAAGAGCCCCAGUCUUCAGUUGAACAGGAUGUUGUUCAGGAAACAUUCAACAAAAACUUUGUUUGCAAUGUCUGUGAGUCACCUUUCCUUUCUAUUAAAGACCUAACCAAGCAUUUAUCCAUUCAUGCUGAAGAAUGGCCCUUCAAAUGUGAAUUCUGUGUGCAGCUGUUUAAAGAGAAAACAGAUUUGUCAGAACAUCGCUUCUUGCUUCAUGGAGUUGAGAAUAUCUUCGUGUGUUCUGUCUGUAAAAAGGAAUUUGCUUUCUUGUGCAAUUUGCAGCAGCACCAGCGAGAUCUCCACCCAGAUAAGGUGUGCACACACCGUGAGUUUGAGAGUGGGACCCUCAGGCCCCAGAACUUCACAGACCCGAGCAAGGCUCAAGCAGACCACAUGCAGAGUUUGCCAGAAGAUCCUUCUGAAACAUCUAAAGAGGAGGAUGAGGAAGAGGAGUUAAAUGAUUCUUCUGAAGAGCUGUACACUACCAUAAAGAUAAUGGCUUCUGGAAUGAAGACAAAAGAUCCAGAUGUGCGAUUGGGCCUCAACCAGCAUUACCCGAGCUUUAAGCCACCUCCAUUUCAGUACCAUCAUCGAAACCCCAUGGGGAUUGGUGUGACAGCCACAAAUUUCACCACACACAAUAUUCCACAGACUUUCACUACUGCCAUUCGCUGCACAAAAUGUGGCAAAAGUGUUGACAACAUGCCUGAGCUGCACAAACACAUCCUGGCGUGUGCAUCUGCAAGUGACAAGAAGCGGUACACCCCGAAAAAGAACCCUGUCCCUUUGAAACAGACGGUGCAACCCAAAAAUGGAGUGGUGGUUUUAGAUAACUCUGGGAAAAAUGCCUUCAGACGCAUGGGCCAGCCCAAAAGACUGAACUUUAGUGUCGAGCUCAGCAAAAUGUCAUCGAAUAAGCUCAAACUGAAUGCAUUGAAGAAAAAAAACCAGCUUGUGCAGAAAGCAAUCCUUCAGAAAAAUAAGGCUGCCAAGCAGAAGGCUGACUUAAAAAAUGCCUCCGAGUCAUCCUCUCACAUCUGCCCUUACUGCAACAGAGAGUUCACUUACAUCGGGAGCCUGAACAAGCACGCUGCCUUCAGCUGUCCCAAAAAACCGCUUUCUCCUUCCAAAAAAAAAGCUGCUCAUUCAUCCAAGAAAGGUGGACACUCGUCACCGGCAAGCAGUGACAAGAAUGUCAACAACAACCAUCGCCGGCGGACGGCAGAUGCGGAGAUUAAGAUGCAGAGCACCCCAACUCCUCUGGGCAAGACCCGAGCUCGCAGCUCCGGCCCCACGCCCGUCCCCUUGCCCUCCUCGUCCUUCAGGUCCAAGCAGAAUGUUAAAUUUGUGUCUUCAGUGAAGUCCAAAAAGCCAAACUCCUCCUCUGUAAGGAACUCCAGCCCCAUAAGAAUGGCCAAAAUCACGCAUGUCGAAGGGAAGAAACCCAAAGCUGUGGCCAAGAAUCACUCUGCCCAGCUGGCGAGCAAAGCGUCCCGGAGUUUGCACGUGCGAGUCCAGAAAAGCAAAGCAGUUCUACAAAGUAAGGCUGCCUUGGCGAGUAAGAAAAGAACAGACCGGUUCAGCAUCAAAUCGAGAGAACGGAGCGGGGGGCCGAUCACCCGAAGCUUACAGCUGGCCGCCUCCACCGACUCUGGUGAAAACAGGAGAGAGGACAGCAGUGCCAAGCAGGAGCUGAAGGACUUCAGCUACAGUCUCCGCCUGGCAUCUCGCUGUCCGCCACCAGCAGCUCCGUACAUCACCAGGCAGUGUAAGAAGGUCAAGACCCCGGCUGCAGCCCAGUUCCAGGGACCCUUCUUCAAAGAGUAG